AUGUCGAUUCGCUCGGUGACCACGGAGCAACCGGAGAAGACGUCCUCGCCCUCCGUCUCCAGCGCUGGCCCUACCAAGCGCCGCUGGGGUGCCGGAGGCCGCUUCAAGCACCUGCGCGAAAAGGUUACUACUAGACAUGGCUGGGUCGGCGACUACGACUAUGCAUGGCUUUGCAUGCCCACCGCCCCCUGGCGACGUUCUCGCGCGAAGCAGACUAGGACAGGCCCGCCUUUCUAUGCGCUUGACUCCGAGCUGCCCAUUAUACUUGCUGCUGCCAGUGGACUGCAGCAUGCGCUUGCCAUGCUAGCAGGGCUCAUCACCCCACCUAUCAUCUUUGCGAAUGCCCUCAGUCUGGACUCCGCGACAUCCGCGUACAUGAUUUCGGCGUCAUUAAUUGGCUGCGGUAUCCUCAGUUUGGUGCAAAUGUCGCGUCUGAGACUAUUCGGAAACUACUACCUCGGUACUGGUCUCAUCUCAGUCGUCGGAACAAGUUUUGCUACGCUGAGUACAGCCAACGCCAUCUUUAAUACUAUGUACGCGGAUGGCACUUGCCCGUCUACAACCGCCGCCGAUGGGACCGUCACGCGAGGUGCCUGUCCCGACGCGUACGGAAUGGUUCUCGGAACGUCCAUGAUUUGCGCAUUCCUUGAAAUCGGCAUGUCUUUCGUCUCACCCAGGAUCCUCAAACGUGUCUUCCCGCCUAUGGUCACUGGCACGGUGAUUGUUAUGAUUGGAGCGUCCCUCAUCGGCUCAUCCGGAAUCCCGAACUGGGGAGGAGGUUCGAAUGACUGCUCUGGCCGCCCCGCAUCUGGCUUCUUCCAGCUUUGCCCCAACAUCGCGGCACCGCGUCCUCUGCCAUGGGGCUCUCCUGAGUUCAUUGGCCUUGGCUUCCUAUCGUUCGUCAGCAUCAUCCUCACGGAGCUGUUCGGGUCGCCUUUCCUGAAGAACAUCUCCGUCAUUGUGGGUUUGGCGGUAGGCUGCAUCGUAGCGGGUGCGGCUGGCUACAUCGACGGAAGCAGCAUCACAACUGCACCUGCCAUCACUUUCCUAUGGGUCCAUACGUUCAAGAUCCGCGUGUACGCUCCCGCUAUCCUCCCGAUGCUGGCCGUAUAUGUUUCCCUUGCUAUGGAGGCCAUUGGAGAUAUCACUGCAUCCGCAGAGGUCUCCCGUGUAUCGGUAGUCGGAGAGGAGUUCGACUCCCGGAUCCAGGGUGGUGUUCUGAGCGACGGCAUCGGUGGCUUCCUGUCUGCCCUGUUCACAGUGACGCCGCUGUCCAUUUUCGCGCAGAACAACGGUGUAAUCGCCAUCACGCGGUGCGCGAACCGCACAGCGGGUCGUUUCUGCUGCGUCUUCCUCAUCCUCUUUGGUGUCCUCGGCAAGAUUUCCGGAGUCUUCCUAGCCAUACCGAACCCCGUCCUCGGUGGAGUGACCACGUUCUUGUUCGCGACGGUCGCGACGUCCGGCGUGCGCGUGCUCUCGUACAACCGCUUCACUCGGCGCGACCGCUUCGUGCUCGCCGCCGCGUUCUCCUUCGGCAUCGGGGACCUGCUCGUCCCCACGAUCUUCACACACCUCUUCGACGGCGUGCGCAGCCCGAACAAGGGCCUCCAGGGCCUCUUCGACUCCAUCACAAUCGUGCUCAGCACUCCUUUCUUGAUGGCGGGCCUGGUUGCGCUCGUGCUCAAUCUGAUUCUGCCGCAGGAUGACGCGGACGGCGAUGACGACGACGUGGUGGAGGUUGUGGACGUGGAGGCGCAGCCGCAUAGUAAAGAGAAGGAGUUACACAACUGAUCUACAGGGUUCUAUCGCACAGUGACAUAUUUACUAAUGCUCGGGGCUCUGGGAAUGACUACAUCUACGCUCUCAAACAC
Molecule: messenger RNA, 1871 nt
Organism: Trametes versicolor FP-101664 SS1
Lineage: Eukaryota; Fungi; Basidiomycota; Agaricomycetes; Polyporales; Polyporaceae
Product: Xanthine/uracil permease
Exons: 10
Coding region: 1-1791 (596 amino acids)
Biological process (GO): transmembrane transport; xanthine transport
Cellular component (GO): membrane; fungal-type vacuole
Molecular function (GO): xanthine transmembrane transporter activity
Source: RefSeq, a predicted model, not a curated record